Messenger RNA from Olea europaea var. sylvestris, 2455 nucleotides. RefSeq lists its product as uncharacterized. NCBI's taxonomy places the organism in Eukaryota, Viridiplantae, Streptophyta, Magnoliopsida, Lamiales, Oleaceae. The record is from RefSeq and is a predicted model, not a curated record. The transcript is spliced from 2 exons. Bases 603 to 1433 code for a protein of 276 amino acids.
UAAGGCUAUAUUUCCCCGAAAACAAUGAAAUAUACUCAACUACAUGAAAUGUACCAAAAUGCAAUGGACACUGACUCUCACAAUAAGGAAUCAAAACAAAACCCUCAAGUCUCCUUAUUCUCUUUUUCAAAAUUAUUUUUUGGAUGAGAGAGUAGAUGUUUCUUUCCAAGGAGGUUUAACAUAAUGAAGAAUUGGCCAAGGAUCCAAAAAUCUGAACGGGUAAGCAGCACAGCCUAACUAAAGAGAAAAAAAGUAACUUCCGGCCAUCGCUAUGGAGCAAAUUUUCGACCACUUCUGGCCACCAAGGCUGCCGGACACUGGUACAAUCGAAAGCACUUAACCUCCUCUUCAAUUCCCACCACUCAUUUUCCCAUAAAACCAUUAGAUUCAGCCAGAAUUGCUCAACACAGUUCGCAGCAUAAAACUGCCGAAACCACCACUUCUGGUCGGCACCUUAAUCGAAACCCAAUACAGGUUGAUUGCCCACUCAAUGCCUACUCCAAGAAUGGUUCUAAUAGAGCCCAAACAACCCAUCAACAACUGAAAUAAAUUCCAGAACAGCAGCAACUCGCGAUCUCGCAGGCAGCGAACCAUGGUCGAAAAUGGCUAAUCUCGGUGCCGUCCGGUCAACCCAGGCUGGAGGAUCACAUGGGCUAGCUUGCUCUCCACCUGGCACAUCCUGUACAACCAUGGUUCAAGCCCAAUUUCCUCCAGAAAUCAGUGAAUUAGUGGGUGCAAUUAGAGCCGUAUGCGAGAAUUUCGGGACUAAGGAUUUUGAUGGUUCUAUGUUGCUGCAAAUUAUCAAUUCGACCAUCAAAUCUUCAAUUACUGAUGGAAAAGCCAUGGGUAAUCAUCCAAUUGUGCCAAUUAACACUUCAAACCUGGAAUUGAUUUCAAACCAAGCCCAUGUGCGCGAUGAGGAAUCUUCAGAUCUAAUUGAGCCUUCUGCUAUUGUUCUUGCUCCUAAUUCGACCAAUACAACUGUAAUUGAGGGUCAUAUGAGAAUAGGUAACAAUCCAAUUGAUAGAAAUGAAGAACAACUGACCCCAAAUUUCAAUCCUCAAGUCACGGCGAUGGAGCCCCCUUCGAAUCCAAAUUCUGAUAAUUUGGUUGUCACCCAUGGCAAGGCACCACCACCAUUGAAUUCUACUACUUAUAAUGCACCUUCGGAACACUUGUCGCCGGUCAAUAGCUUGGCUAAUCUCAUAGCCAAUUUUGAACUACCUCCACGGCUCAAGCUCAAAACAGACUUUGCAGCCUCAUCUCAUACAAACGCACCACAGAAUCAACCUCAUGAGGGCCAAAUUACUGGGCAGGCCUGGUACACCUCCGACCAUCGGCUCAUGUGCCAUCUCACGCACUAUCAGACCGCCUACACGUGGCCCUCAUGCUCAGCCUACCUCGGGCAAUUUGACAGCCGCGGUCUCAUCUAGAUUACAUUCAACCUCUUCGGGUGCUCAAGGUACUACUCAAGGCCCACGUUCUUAUGCUGUAGUUCUCAAUAACAGACAUACUAUUUCUCAGGCUGAAAAGAGUAAGAGGAAAUCAUUUGCUAUUAUACUUCAUGCUCCCCAGAAAUGCAGAGAUCACAAUUUGGUUUCUAAAGAACCAAACAUCCAUCACGGAAAAACCUGCUUUUUUUUUUUUUUUUACGAAUCAGAAGAGCAGUUUCUAGCUGAGGCCUACGGAUUUACACUUGCAGGUAUACACAUUAUUAUCCAUAUGAUGCACGAGAAUGACUAUUCACGGUUAAUCCUCAAACCCACUUGGAAUAUUGAUGGUUGUCCUAUGAGAAUUAUAAAGUGGACUCUCAGUUUCAGCCCACAGUAAGAAGUUCCUAUUACUCCUAUCUAGGUCUCAAUUCCUUUACUUCCUAUUCAUUUUUGAGCUAAGAGUGCACUGUUUGCCAUAGCUAAGGCUAUUGCGCUUCCGCUUCGUAUUGACAAAGCUACUUCUGAUCUUCGGCGACCUAGUCAACCGAGGGUAUGUAUUGAGGUUGAUUUAGAAUGCAAACUCCCAAAUAGAGUGUGGAUAGAGAGGGAGAAGAGGGGAGGAUAUUGGCAGCCGGUAAUUUAUGAAAAAGUUCCAGAUUUCUGCUUUCGAUGUAGACACUUUGGUCACUUGGACGAGAAUUGCUCUCAAGGUUCACAUCCUGCAUCGCCUCCUACUGUUUAGAUUGUUGUUGAUCCUACUACUAGGCCUACUUCGACCAAGGAUAAGGGCAAGGAGAAGGAGAAUGUGAUUGAGACCCGACAGAGAUGAGCACCAGUUAAGAGAAAUCAGAAGCGACAGUAGAGUACGGCAGGGGUGCUUACUCAAUCUGCUAGUCAUCCUUCUAUACGGAGUGUUCAUUUUAUUGCCCCCAGUAUAUCUAUCACUACAGCUACUUCAUUUUAUUGGCCUCUUGUAUGGUAAAAGACAAAGAUACCCUUAAAUGUUUUGUACAAUUACAAAA